AGACACACGAGCAGCAGCAGCAGCAGCACGACGGAACGAAACCACCUCCGUCGUCGUACCUCUGCGCACGGGCGAUUCAGGGCGAUUUCACAACCGCGCGCGAGGAGACACUUGGUUCUUUUUUCCCUCCUUAUUUCUCUACCACUCGGCCGUUUCUAUCUCGAUUUCACUCGCUGCUGGCACGGCGAGCACCGUGAAGCGACUACGUAUACGCACGCACACGUAGAGACAAUGGAGGAGUGACGGAGGAGGAAUGAAGAAAGACAGUGGUUUCUCGGAAACAGAAACGGAUGAGAACGCGCGGAUUACGUCUAUAGGUGUGUGCGCGUGUAUAUGUUGUGUAUAUAUACAUUACGUUGUACUGCUACCAUGGUCUGCUCCAUAUCAGACGAACGAAAACAAUAAUCAGCUGAUUCGACAGGUAGGUCUACUCCGUGGGGCAGAGGCGGGGAGACGGCGACCGAUCGAGGAUCGAAACAAAUCGCGGAGCGAAACACGAGCGUCGCAAAUAGGAAGCGACUUUUACCGAUUUAUUAAGAAAUCGAUUAUUUUUACACAGUAUUUUUGGAGGCCGCGAUAUUUGAAUUUUUUUUUUUUUUACGAAUAUCGUGGCAUUCGUGGCUGCGUUCCGAUACUCACUGCCAGCAGUACCAAAUUGAAAAUUUACAAUAUACGUUACAUGCAUUAUAAGUUUUCAGCACUGCACUGUGGUGAAGGAAGAACCAAGCGGCCCGAAGGUCUACGCCAUCUACAGCGACAAUAUCAGUUUUAAAACAAAAAUAAUGAAUUUAAAUUUCUGUUGUAAACUUUUGUGUCCGGAGGAAGAAUCAACGAGUCAUAUUUUUAGCUGAUGCAGAAACAUGUCGAUUUACAAAUGGUAAUUUGUGAAGAAAUAUGGCAAGAAGAUUUGGCUCCAACGGAAAUGAAGGAUGUAUCUUCCAAAAUUUGCUCUGACAAGAUUUCUAGCACCAGGAUUUUAUCGAAUACAAUACCUUACUUUCUGGCAUCUUUACAUCAGCACCAUCGAACGUUGAGUCGUCCUGAGCUGUGAAUGAGAGCCGUCUUAAACUUCUCAUCUGCGAAGAAUUUGGCGAAUCCAGACGAUCUGAGGACUACUUUAGGAUGCUACGGUGACGUCAAUGCGUACACACCAAAUAUAGACUCCCUGGCUGAGGAUGGCAUUGUUUUCACCGAAGCAUUCGCACAGCAAGCUUUAUGUGCACCCAGUAGGAACUCCUUUCUGACUGGCAGAAGACCGGAUACCCUCCGACUUUACGACUUUUACAGCUACUGGCGUAACGCGGUGGGUAAUUACACCACGUUGCCGCAACAUUUGAAAAACAAUGGUUAUACCACGAUGUCCAUAGGAAAGGUGUUUCAUCCAGGUAUAAGUUCUAACGGAUCUGACGACAGUCCCUACUCAUGGACCGAGAAACCUUUCCAUCCCUAUACAGAUCGAUACAAAAAUGCUCCUGUUUGCAGGAUGGUCCCACAAUCAAAAGCGGCAACGAAUCUCAUAUGUCCAGUACGAGUUUCGAUCAUGCCGAACAAAACGUUACCUGAUCUCGAGACGUUACGAGAGGCGAGAAGAUUUAUAAACAAACACAAAAAAGAUGUUAAUCCUUUCUUCCUUGCUGUUGGUUUUCAGAAGCCUCAUAUACCUUUGAAGUAUCCUGAACGCUAUCUAAAAUAUCAUCCUAUACGAAAGUUCAAGAUGCCCAAACCAUACAUAUGGCCAGACAAUGUAAAUAACGUUGCUUAUAAUCCUUGGACCGAUCUCCGAUGGAGAGAAGAUGUGGCAAAGUUAAAAUUAAAAUUUCCAUGGGAAAAAAUACCAGAAAAGUUUGCUAAGCGAAUUAUCCAAUCGUAUUACGCAGCUGUAUCUUAUAUCGAUAAUAUGAUCGGAAAACUUAUACAUCAGUUACACGUCUCAAUGAUCCGAAAAAAUACUAUUGUAAUAUUAACAUCUGAUCAUGGUUGGGCACUUGGAGAACAUGCUGUCUGGUCCAAAUAUAGCAAUUUCGACGUUGCUGUGCAUGUACCUUUGAUAAUGUCAAUUCCAAUAAUCACAUCUGAUUUUGAUUACGAUGCUGUACUUAGAGAUGAUAUGAGAUAUAAUACACAGAUUACAAACAAUGAUAAAAUAGAAAAUGCAGUUAAUUUAAAAUACAUAUUACAUGUUGGAAAAAUCGGAACUUCAAAUAUAAGUAUAGGAUAUGUAAGCAGGGAACAUAAAAGAACUCUCUUUGAAACGUACAUUCAACGAAGACAUAAAUCUAUGAGAAACAAUGCGUUACAUUCCAAGAAGCACUGUCAAGUUACAAACGCUAUUGUGGAACUUGUCGAUAUAUUUCCGACAAUCGCGGAUUUAGCGGGUGUUCCCAUACCAAUAUGUCAAGACAUUAAUAGUACGAACGAUCAUUUAAAAAAUGUUCUCACUCAAAAUGAAGUGCCUAAUCCUUGUAGCGAAGGUAUUACAUUAUUACCACUUAUAAAAAGUACUUUAAAAUGUCAGAGAGUAUCUUGGAAAAAGGCGGCAUUUAGUCAAUAUCCAAGACCAGAAAUUCAACCUGUGCUGCAUCCUAAUAGCGACAAGCCCCGCUUGAAAGAGAUAAAUAUUAUGGGCUAUACUUUGAAAACCAGCAAUUAUCGUUAUACUGUCUGGAUACCAUUUGCACAUACGACAUGCAAACCAGAUUGGGACGUUAUUAUUGCAGAAGAGUUAUACGAUCACAAAACGGACAGAGCAGAAGAUUUUAAUAUCGCAGCUUUGCCAGAAAUGUUAAAAACGAAAAGAUAUCUUAGAAAAUUGCUAAAAAAUGGAUGGAGAGAUGCUCUGCCAAGAUAUUAAGAUUAUAAUAUAAACAUUUUUAUAAAAAAAAAAAACAGUCU
Cyphomyrmex costatus is the source of this 2892-nucleotide messenger RNA. RefSeq names its product iduronate 2-sulfatase (gene Ids). The record is from RefSeq and is a predicted model, not a curated record. NCBI's taxonomy places the organism in Eukaryota, Metazoa, Arthropoda, Insecta, Hymenoptera, Formicidae. Bases 1052 to 2851 code for a protein of 599 amino acids. Gene Ontology annotation, cellular component: cytoplasm. The transcript is spliced from 10 exons. Gene Ontology annotation, molecular function: iduronate-2-sulfatase activity.